Lutra lutra (Eurasian river otter) is the source of this 1048-nucleotide messenger RNA. RefSeq names its product StAR related lipid transfer domain containing 10 (gene STARD10). Bases 1 to 876 code for a protein of 291 amino acids. Gene Ontology annotation, molecular function: lipid binding. The transcript has 6 exons. NCBI's taxonomy places the organism in Eukaryota, Metazoa, Chordata, Mammalia, Carnivora, Mustelidae. The record is from RefSeq and is a predicted model, not a curated record.
AUGGAGAAGUCCGCUGCCUCAACAGAGCCCCAAGGGCCUCGGCCAGUCCUGGGCCGCGAUAGCGUCCAGGUGCCCGACGACCAGGACUUCCGCAGCUUCCGGUCAGAGUGUGAGGCCGAGGAGGGCUGGAAUCUGACCUACAGCAAGGCCGGCGUGUCUGUGUGGGUGCAGGCUGUGGAGAUGGAUCGGACCCUGCACAAGAUCAAGUGCCGGAUGGAAUGCCGAGACGUGCCAGCCGAGACGCUCUAUGACGUGCUCCACGACAUUGAGUAUCGAAAGAAGUGGGACAGCAACGUCAUUGAGACCUUCGACAUCGCCCGCCUGACAGUCAAUGCUGACGUGGGCUAUUACUCUUGGAGGUGUCCAAAGCCCCUGAAGAACCGUGAUGUCAUCACCCUCCGCUCCUGGCUCCCCAUGGGCACUGACUACAUCAUUAUGAACUACUCAGUCAAACACCCCAAAUACCCGCCUCGGAAAGACUUGGUCCGAGCUGUGUCCAUCCAGACGGGCUACCUCAUCCAGAGCACGGGGCCCAAGAGCUGCGUCAUCACCUACCUGGCCCAGGUGGACCCCAAAGGCUCCUUACCCAAGUGGGUAGUGAAUAAAUCUUCUCAGUUCCUGGCUCCCAAGGCCAUGAAGAAGAUGUACAAGGCAUGCGUCAAGUACCCGGAGUGGAAGCAGAAGCAUCAGCCGCACUUCAAGCCGUGGCUACACCCAGAGCAGAGCCCGUUGCCGAGCCUGGCGCUGUCGGAGCUCUCCGUGCAGCACGCGGACUCGCUGGAGAACAUCGAUGAGAGCGCUGUGACAGAGAGCCGGGAGGAGCGCUUGGGGGGCGCAGGCGGCGAGGGCAGCGAUGACGACACCUCGCUUACCUGAGCGCGGCACCACCGCAGGGACCAAGACAAGAUGGAGUGGGGCCGGGGUGGCGGAUCCUCCCGCGCUUUCUCCCCUCCCCCACCCCCGCGCCUCUUAGGGACGCUGGGCUCCGGCCCAGGCUGGCGCUGUGGCCUGGCUGGACACAGCCCCAAUAAAUGAUCCCACAGCCUCA